Molecule: messenger RNA, 1189 nt
Organism: Blepharisma stoltei
Lineage: Eukaryota; Ciliophora; Heterotrichea; Heterotrichida; Blepharismidae
Source: the annotation of a GenBank genome assembly
AUGGGAUGCAUUCGUGAUAAAGCAAAAUGGGAACUUGAAGAAAGUUUUGUAAUUGAUGCUCAAGAUAAGCUCGGUUUCUCUAGAUUUUCCAGUGACCAACUAGUAAAGACAUUUCAUCGAUAUUCGCCUGAAUUCCAUUUACAACAGCAUCAGCUCGAGCAAGCAUUCGCUGAACUUGGAAUCUCACUAUCAGAAGAAAAAGCCCAAUUUUAUAACAAAUUCAAAGAGAUCCCAGUGGAGUCUCAAUACUAUCGACUGCUUCAAAGAAAACGAACUUUACAAGAAGAUAGAGAAGUCCAAUAUUCUACCAAGAAACUCGUGUCCAUGGGUAUUAUUCUUAUUUCCCCUCCUCGUGAGUGAAAAAAACUAAUCCUCUUUGAGAUGAACAAAAAUUUUUUUAAUAUAAAAUUUUUUUAUUGGCAUAUAAGUGAUAAUUAUUAUAAUGAAAUCUCUCGCUAAUUCUGUUGAAUAUUAAACAGCUUGCAUAUUAAAACAUAAAUAUUUUGCAAAUUAAAUUAAUAUUGCUUUACAAAUUUUUUAUGAAUUGGGAUUUUUUUAAAUUUCGAAAAAAAAAGUUCUAUGUAGAUUUUUUGAACAAAAACUUUGCUCCCCUCCUUUAGCAAACAAAAUUUUUUUGUUCGCUUACGGGGGCGAAUUUAGUAAAAGCAAGCCAAAAGAGAAGCUCCAGUCCUUGUUUUUCGACUAUGAUAUUGAUAUAUCUUCUAAACUCUCUGAAGAAGAAAUAGAAACCAUGAUCAGUAACGUAGUCGAAAUUUCUUUUAAUUACUUGCCAUCAUUGGCAGCUAUUUACCACCCUGAUUUUCAAAUAGAAAUUGAAAGAUAUUCUCGACAUUUGGCACGCCAUUCAAGCUCAUUUAUCGGCUAUUUGAAGUAUUUUAUAUAUGGUAACCGCAGGAGCAGCAUCUCACAAGCAGAAUUUACAAAUCCGAGUCCUCAACAAGAAGAAUUAAUAAUGUUCACUGACCCAAGUGCUAUGAGGAAAUUUGUAAUGAAAGAAUUUGAAGUAGGAGAACCUCCUGGAGAGAUAAAACUUAAAGGAGAACCAAAAAAACUAAACUCAGAAAAAGUAGUAACUUGGAACAAAAGAAAAUUGAGAAAAAAAGAAAAAGUGAAAAAAAGAAAGCAGGAGCUACAAGAAAUAUUAAGCGAAGAAGAAAAUAAGCCUUAA